GCGGGCUCGCUCCCCGCCGGCCGCUCUCGCCGCAGCCCGAGCCGGGCCUGCCGCCGCCUUCCCGCCGGGCCGCGCGGCCCGGGAAACGCGGCCGCGGGCUGCAUGGGAAGCGCCCGCUCGCCGCCGAGCCGCCGCCGAGCUGAACACACGGCCCUGCUGGACUUGACACAGUGCUCAGCCCUGCUGACUUCCGCCAUGGAAUCGCUGGAGACUGAACUGGAGCUCAUGGGAACUUGGAAUGCAUUCGGAUGCAAGGAGAGUGGUCUUUCAAAUACAUCAUGAUGACAGUCUGAGACGGUUGACGAUGAGGCGAUGGUGGUGUAAAUGAAGAUCAGGUGAGGGAGCAGAACGAUGCCCAAGAGUGGGUGUUCUAAAACACCACAGCAAGAAGACUUUCCUCUCAGCAACGACAUGGUGGAGAAACAAACCGGAAAAAAGGAUAAAGAUAAAGUUUCUCUAACCAAAACCCCAAAACUGGACCGCAAUGACGGAGGGAAGGAGGUGAGAGAGCGCACCACCAAGCGGAAGCUGCCCUUCACCGUGGGGGCCAAUGGAGAGCAGAAGGACUCAGACACAGAGAAGCAGGGUCCCGAGCGGAAGAGGAUCAAGAAGGAGCCCGUGGCCCGCAAAUCAGGGCUGUUGUUUGGCAUGGGGUUGUCUGGGAUCCGGGCAGGCUACCCACUCUCCGAGCGCCAGCAGGUGGCUCUUCUUAUGCAGAUGACAGCUGAGGAGUCUGCCAACAGUCCAGUAGACACAACACCAAAGCACCCCUCCCAGUCUACAGUAUGUCAGAAGGGGACGCCUAACUCUGCCUCAAAAACCAAAGAUAAAGUGAACAAAAGAAAUGAGCGAGGGGAGACCCGCCUGCACCGGGCCGCUAUUCGAGGUGAUGCCCGGCGCAUCAAGGAGCUCAUCAACGAGGGUGCGGAUGUCAAUGUCAAGGACUUUGCAGGCUGGACGGCGCUGCAUGAGGCGUGUAACCGGGGCUACUACGAUGUCGCAAAGCAGCUGCUGGCUGCAGGUGCGGAGGUGAACACCAAGGGCCUGGAUGAUGACACACCCUUGCAUGAUGCCGCCAACAAUGGCCACUACAAGGUGGUGAAGCUGUUGUUACGGUAUGGGGGGAAUCCUCAGCAGAGCAAUCGGAAAGGCGAGACCCCACUGAAAGUGGCCAGUUCCCCCACGAUGGUGAAUCUGCUGUUAGGCAAAGGCACCUACACAUCCAGUGAGGAGAGCUCCACUGAGAGCUCUGAGGAGGAGGACGCCCCAUCAUUUGCACCGUCUAGCUCAGUUGAUGGCAAUAACACGGACUCUGAGUUUGAGAAAGGCCUGAAGCUCAAGGCCAAGAAUCCAGAGCCACAGAAGACUGUGACCCCUGUCAAGGACGAGUAUGAGUUUGACGAGGACGAUGAGCAGGACAGGGUCCCCCCAGUGGAUGACAAGCACUUGCUAAAGAAGGAUUACAGGAAAGAGACUAAGUCCAACAGUUUCAUUUCAAUACCCAAAAUGGAAGUUAAGAGUUACUCUAAGAACAACACGAUUGCACCAAAGAAAGCGUCCCAUCGCAUCCUGUCAGACACUUCUGAUGAGGAGGACACAAGCCUCACUGUUGGCGCCUCGGAGAAGCUGAGGCUGUCUGCACACUCCAUACUGCCCAGCAGCAAGGUGCGGGAGCCAUCCAACUCCAGGCAGCAGAAGGAGAAAAACAAAGUGAAGAAGAAGCGAAAGAAAGAAGCAAAAAGCAAAGAAGUUCGGUUCGGAAAGAGAAAUGACAAGUUCUGUUCCUCCGAGUCGGAGAGCGAGUCCUCCGAGAGCGAGGAGGAGGAUGGGGACUCUGUGGGGAGCACAGGCUGCCUCAAGGGGUCCCCGCUGGUGCUGAAGGACCCCUCCUUGUUCAGUUCACUGUCUGCCUCCUCCACCUCCUCCCACGGCAGUGCUGUGGCCCCAAAGCACAGCGCCAACCAUAGCGACCAGCACAACAAGCACUGGCGCACGGACAACUGGAAAGCCAUCUCUUCUCCAGCCUGGUCCGAGGUCAGCUCUCUGUCAGACUCCUCACGGACAGGACUGACGAGUGAGUCUGACUGCCCCUCUGAGGGUUCCAGUGUGGAGUCCCUGAAGCCCACUAGGAGGAAGCAGGGGCUCCGCAAGAGGGCCAGUCUGCCAAGCGUGCCACCAGAGAAGCGGGGUAUCUGCCACCCCAGCACGGAUGGCGCCGUGCCCAAGCUGGACAAAGAGGGCAAAGUCGUCAAAAAACACAAAACAAAACACAAACACAAAAAUAAGGAGAAGGGGCAGUGUUCAGUGAGCCAGGAGCUUAAACUUAAAAGCUUUACGUAUGAAUAUGAGGACUCCAAGCAGAAGCCAGAUAAGGCUAUCCUUUUAGACAACGACAUUGCUCCAGAAAAGCUGAAGGUGCUGAAGCACGACCGAGACCAUUUUAAGAAAGAAGAGAAACUCGGCAAGCUGAAAUCUGAAGACAAGGAGUGGCUCUUCAAAGAGGAGAUUCUUAAGGUCUCGAAAGAUGAGAAGUCACUAAAGAGGGCCAAAGACAUCGGGAGGUCCUUCCGGGAAGAGAAAGACCGGUCCAGUAAAGCAGAGAGGGAGAAGACCAUGAAGGAAAAGUCCCCCAAAGAGGAAAAGCUGAGGCUGUACAAAGAGGAGCGGAAAAAAAAGUCCAAAGACCGGCCCUCCAAGUUAGAGAAGAAGAACGAGGUGAAAGAGGACAGAACUUGCAAGGAGAAGGAGAAGCUGAAAAAGGAAAGGGGUUACCGGGAUGAUGCUUCCUUCGAUGAGUACUGCGGCAAGACUCAGUUUCUGGAGAACGAGGACUCCAAAUUCAGCCUUUCCGAUGAUCAGCCAGAGAGGUGGUUUUCUGACCUGUCUGAUUCCUCCUUUGAUUUCAAAGGGGAAGACAGCUGGGACUCCCCAGUGACAGACUACAGGGACAUCAAGAGUGACUCUGUGGCUAAACUCAUCUUAGAGACAGUGAAAGAGGACAGUAAGGAGAAGAAGCGUGACAUCAGAGCCCGGGAGAAGCGGGAUUUCAGAGACUCUUUCUUCCGAAAGAAAGACAGAGACUAUCUGGACAAGAACUCUGAGAAAAGGAGAGACCAGACGGAGAAGCAUAAAGGCAUCCCCAGCUACCUCUCUGAGAAGGACAAGAGGAGGAGGGAGUCCGCCGAGGCUGGGCGGGACCGGAGGGACGGCUUGGACGGCUCCCGGGAGCGCAGGGACGCCCGCCUGCGGCCCGAGGAGGCGCAUCGAGAGGACUUGAAGGACUGCAGCUGCGAGAGCGCUUUCAGGGACAAGCCAGACUGUGAGCUGGCCAAGGGCCUGGAGCCCUGGGAACGGCACCACGCUGCACGGGAGAAGGAGAGAAAGGAAAAGAUGCGGGCAGAAAAGUACAAAGACAAGGCGCUGGACAGGGACAAGGGUGAGAAAUCAGUCCUUGAGAAAUGCCAGAAAGACAAAGAAUUUGAUAAAUGUUUCAAGGAAAAGAAAGAUGGCAAGGAAAAGCAUAAAGAGGCCCACAGCAAAGACAGGAAAGCAUCCCUUGACCCAGCGAGAGACAAGAAGGAGAAGAUGUUCCCAGGCCUUCUCUCAGAGGACUUCUCUGAAAAAAAAGAUGAAAAGAAAGGGAAAGAGAAGAGCUGGUACAUUGCCGACAUAUUCACCGAUGAAAGUGAAGAUGAGAAAGAUGACUAUGUGGCCAGUGGGUUCAAGGUUGGGGAGGCCGGGGACACGCAGAGGGGGGACAGCCCCCAGGACAAGGAGGACGGGCGAGAGCCGCACCUCUCGGAUAGACACCGGAAGUCCUCCUCUGACCGGCAGCACCCGGAGAAGCCCAGAGAGAAAGAGCCCAAAGAGAAGAAGAAAGACAGGGCUGCUGUUGAAGGUGGGCGGGACAAGAAGGAUAAGAUCUUUGAGAAGCACCGAGAGAAGAAGGACAAAGAGUGUGCAGAGAGAUACAAGGACCGGAAAGACAGGGUGUCCGUCGACUCCACCCAGGAAAAGAAGAACAAACAGAAGCUCCCUGAGAAGGUGGAGAAGAAGCACUCCACUGAGGACAAGGCCAAGAGCAAGCACAAGGAGAAGCCGGAGAAAGAGCAUGCCAAGGAGAGGAAGGGCUCGCGGGGCCCCGAGGCGGAGAAGAGCCUGCUGGAGAAGCUGGAGGAGGAGGCGCUGCACGAGUACCGGGAGGACUCCAACGACAAAGCCAGCGAGGUCUCGUCAGACAGCUUCACAGACCGGGGCCCGGAGCCGGGCCUGAGCGCCCUGCUGGAGGUGUCCUUCUCAGAGCCACCUGACGACAAGGCCAGAGAGACCUGCCUCACUGAGAAGCUGAGGGACAAGGAGCGGCACAGGCACUCCUCAUCGUCCUCCAAGAAGAGCCACGACCGCGAGCGAGCCAAGAAGGAGAAGGCCGAGAAGAAAGAGAAAGGUGAGGACUACAAGGAUGGCGGCACCAGGAAGGACUCCAGCCAGUAUGAGAAGGACUUCCUGGAGGCGGAGGCCUAUACCACCUCCUACACGGUGAAAGCUGACAUUGACGACGAGCUGGAGAAGACCAUCGAAAUAUUUUCCACCGAAAAGAAAGAGAGGAAUGAUUCUGAGAGAGAGCCUUCCAAGAAAAUAGAGAAAGAACUAAAGCCUUACGGCUCCAGUGCCAUUAGCAUCCUGAAGGAGAAAAAGAAGAGAGAGAAACACAGAGAGAGGUGGCGAGACGAGAAGGAGAAGCACCGAGAGAAGCACGCGGACGGCUUCCUCAAGCACCACAAGGACGAGCCAAAGCCUGCCGCCAAGGACAAGGACAGUGCCCCCAACUCCUUCAAGGAGAAGGCCAGGGAGGAAGGCCUGAAGCUCGGCGAGGCCAAGCCGAAGGAGAAGUUGAGGGAGAACGCCGAGCGAGAGAAGGCCGACUUGGUGAAGAUCAGCAAUGGCAACGACAAGCCACCGCUGGCCAGAGAUCCGGGGAAGAAGGACACCCGGCCCCGGGAGAAGCUCCUGGGAGACGGUGACCUGAUGAUGACAAGCUUCGAGAGGAUGCUGUCCCAGAAGGACCUGGAGAUCGAGGAGCGCCACAAGCGGCACAAAGAGCGCAUGAAGCAGAUGGAGAAGAUGCGGCACAGGUCUGGGGACCCCAAGCUCAAGGACAAGGCAAAGCCCCCUGAGGAUGGGCGGAAGAAGAGCCUGGAAGCCCCUCCUAAGAAACCCCCGGGGCCAGAGCCUCCCUCGAAGGAGAAGAAGCUCAAAGACCCUGCUCCCACACCACCUGCCACUGAGAACAAGCCAGGGCUGGGGGCAGAGUGCAAAGACUGGCUGGCAGGGCCGUCCCUUAAGGAGGUCUUGCCCGCCUCGCCCCGGCCUGAGCAGAGCCGGCCCACCGGGGUGCCCACUCCCACCUCAGUGGUAUCGUGCCCCAGCUAUGAGGAGGUCAUGCACACACCCAGGACACCGUCCUGCAGCGCUGACGACUACCCCGACCUCGUGUUCGACUGCACCGACUCCCAGCACUCAAUGCCCGUCUCCGCUACGUCCACCAGCACCUGCUCACCGCCGUUUUUUGACAGGUUCUCCGUGGCUUCUGGUGGGGUUUCUGAAAACCCAAGCCAGACACCCACGAGGCCUGUCUCCACCAAUCUGUACCGCUCCAUCUCUGUGGACAUCAGGAGGACCCCUGAGGAGGAGUUCAGCGUUGGGGACAAGCUGUUCAGGCAGCAGAGUGUGCCUGCAGCCUCCAGCUUCGACUCCCCUGUGCAGCACCUGCUGGAAGACAAAACCCCACUACCGCCAGUCCCCGUGGAUAAGUUUGCUUGCCUGUCCCCAGGGUAUUACUCCCCAGACUACGGCAUCCCCUCGCCCAAGGUGGACGGUCUGCACUGCCCCCCUGCCUCCACAGUCGGAACCACGCCCUCCCCUGAGGUGGUCUUCUCUGGUUUACCAGCCAAAGCCUCUCCACCCAGGGGGGAGCUGUUAGCCCCGGCUGUAGAGGGGGCCCUUCCCCCAGACCUGGGCCUCCCUCUGGAUGCCACAGAGGACCAGCAGGCCACAGCUGCCAUCAUCCCCCCAGAGCCCAGCUACCUGGAGCCCUUGGACGAGGGCCCCUUCAGCACUGUCAUCACCGAGGAGCCUGUGGAGUGGGCACACUCCACUGCCGAGCAGGCCCUUUCUUCCUCCCUCGUCACCGGUGCCUCUGAAAACCCUGUCAGCUGGCCCGUGGGUGCUGACUUCUUGCUGAAGUCCCCUCAGAGGUUCCCAGAGUCCCCAAAACGUUACUGCUCUGCUGAAUCCCUCCACACCGCCACCCCAGGGCCCUUUAGCACUGCAGAGCCCCCGUACCCUGUCUCUCCCGUCUCCUACCCUCUGCCCACAGCCGAGCCAGGCCUGGAGGAAGUCAAAGAGGAUGGGGUGGGAGCCAUCCCUGUGGCCACUGAAGAGGCUGCACCUUACACCACCCCUUCCAGGCUCGAGUCCUUCUUCGGCAGCUGCAAGCCACUUCCAGACGCGCCCCUUGACCAGGCGCCCGAGCCCACCUGUGUCUCCACGGGGGCCCAGGUGGAGGCUCUUGGGGCCCUGGAGAGCAGCUUCCUGGACAAUGGGCACAGCCUAGCUGCCCUUGGCCAGGUGGAGCCCGUGCCCUGGCAUGACGCCUUCACCAGUGCCGAGGACGAUCUGGACCUCGGCCCCUUCUCACUGCCGGAACUCCCUCUCCAGCCCAAGGACGCCCCUGAUGUUGAAACGGAGCCUGCGGAAGGGAGCCCUGCUCCUACAGGGGGGACCCUCCCUGUGCCCUCUGGGGUCGGCAGCGAAGGGGACGGCCCUGGAGCUGUGGCUGAGGAGCAGCCAGUGCCCCCUCCUGAACAGACCACCCCCCGACUCUCCACUGAGCUCAAACCCUCAGAGGAGUCAAAGCUGGACGUGGUUCUGGAAGCCACUGUGGAAGCAGAAGCAGUGGCAGACGAGCAGGUCCCUGAGAACCCGGACUCCAGUGCAGCACCUGUGUCUAGCGCCCCAGAACAGUGUCCCCUGGAGGGCGGGGAUGAGGUUGAGGUCGAGGCCGAAGGCCCCUCAGCUGCUCCCCAUUGUACCCCUAAUGACCCUACCCAAGAUGCCCCUCCACAGGCCCACGAUGGUUCAGAGGCCACCUCUGCUGCCACCCCAGCUGAGAGCCCUCCAGGCAGUGUGCAGCCAGAAGCUGCAGAGCCAGAACCCAGGCCUGCAGCCGAAGCCCCCAAGGCCCCCCGGGUGGAGGAAGUCCCUCAGCGCAUGACCAGGAACCGGGCCCAGAUGCUGGCCAGUCAGAGCAAGCAGGGCACGCUGCCUGCGGAGAAGGAGCCCACGCCCACACCCACGCCACCCUCCCGUGCCAAGGCCCGUGCCCCUGAGGAAGAGGAUGCCCAGGCCCAGCACCCACGCAAGCGCCGCUUCCAGCGCUCCAGCCAGCAGCUGCAGCAGCAACUGCACACAUCCACACAGCAGACUCGGGAGGUCAUCCAGCAGACACUGGCCGCCAUUGUGGAUGCCAUCAAGCUGGAUGACAUUGAGCCCUAUCACAGUGAUAGAUCCAACCCAUACUUUGAGUACCUUCAGAUCAGAAAGAAGAUCGAAGAGAAGCGCAAGAUCCUCUGCUACAUCACCCCGCAGGCGCCCCAGUGCUACGCUGAGUACGUCACCUACACGGGGUCCUACCUCCUAGAUGGCAAGCCGCUCAGCAAGCUCCACAUACCUGUGAUCGCACCCCCGCCUUCCCUGGCGGAACCCCUGAAGGAGCUCUUCAAGCAACAGGAAGCUGUUCGAGGAAAGCUGCGUCUACAGCACAGUAUCGAGCGGGAGAAGCUCAUCGUGUCCUGUGAACAGGAGAUCCUAAGGGUCCACUGCCGCGCAGCCCGGACUAUCGCCAACCAGGCAGUGCCCUUCAGCGCCUGCACGAUGCUGCUGGACUCUGAGGUCUACAACAUGCCCCUGGAAAGCCAGGGGGAUGAGAACAAGUCAGUGCGGGACCGAUUCAAUGCUCGCCAGUUCAUCUCCUGGCUGCAGGACGUGGACGACAAGUACGACCGCAUGAAGACAUGUCUCCUGAUGCGGCAGCAGCACGAGGCAGCGGCCCUCAACGCCGUUCAGAGGAUGGAGUGGCAGCUGAAGGCACAGGAGCUGGACCCAGCCGGGCACAAAACCCUGUGCGUGAAUGAGGUGCCUUCCUUCUAUGUGCCCAUGGUUGACGUCAAUGAUGAUUUUGUGCUGCUACCAGCGUGACACCCACAGGAGGGCCGUAGGACAGGCGAGGGCUGCUCAGUCGCCAGUGCUGCCCGUGAGUCCCAGCAGUGAAGGAGAGGAGGACCGCACCGCCAGAUGGGAGGAGCGAGAGACUGCACCUGGCCCAAGCCUACCCUUCCAGACUGGCCAGAGGCUCGGGAGACGGAGCCGUCCCUUUCCCAUCUGUGGGCGCCCCAGGCUCGGCUACAGAGCCCUGCCCCCGGCAGGAGGAAGAGGAGACCACAGUGCAGGGGAUGGCAGCUCCGUCUUGGAGAACAGCACCCAGGAGGAGCCGCAGGACAGAGCGCUUCGGAUCCCUCGUGCGUUCCGAUCGUCUGUGGGACGUGAACCAAGAUGUUGCCCUUGGCAGCGACCUCCAGGUCCAAAGCAGGUCAUCGCCAUCUUGGCCCCAUCCUUGGGGCAGACGGGGACACUGGGACCCUGGCUUGGUGAGGGCCCGGCCGCCACCUGCCUGGUCGCAGAGGGAUGCAGCCAGGACUCUCCAGCAGUGUUUUUAAUGGAGUCAAAUCCACGUGGUUUGUAUAUUUUUUUCCUUUAAUCUUGGGCAUUUUGUUUCUCUUUCUGAGAACAUAACUUGAAACACUACAGAGCCAAUAAUCCUAUACAGAGUGUAUCUGCGGACGCUGUACAGUUUUAUAUACCUUCACAAUGUACUUUGCUGCCUUCUAGAUAAUUUAUUUUGCAACACAUUACUGCACAGUUGUAAAUAACUUAUGUACUGUAACAUCACUUUCAGUUCUGUGUAAAGAAAUAAAUUAAUUAAAAUGCU
This is a messenger RNA of Cavia porcellus (domestic guinea pig), 9046 nucleotides long. RefSeq names its product ankyrin repeat domain containing 11 (gene Ankrd11). Gene Ontology annotation, molecular function: protein binding. The coding region runs from base 352 to 8256 and encodes 2634 amino acids. Lineage: Eukaryota; Metazoa; Chordata; Mammalia; Rodentia; Caviidae. The transcript is spliced from 14 exons. Gene Ontology annotation, biological process: anatomical structure morphogenesis. The record is from RefSeq and is a predicted model, not a curated record.